Thecamonas trahens ATCC 50062 is the source of this 557-nucleotide messenger RNA. RefSeq lists its product as uncharacterized. The transcript has 2 exons. NCBI's taxonomy places the organism in Eukaryota, Apusomonadida, Apusomonadidae. The coding region runs from base 26 to 523 and encodes 165 amino acids. The record is from RefSeq and is a predicted model, not a curated record.
CUUAACCUGCUGUAGCGAGGGCGCUAUGGGUAACAGAAACUCAAAUGAGGCGAACCAGUUCCUCAUCAAUGUCCGUGGGAGAGUGACCGAGGACACCAAGGCGCAGAUCGUGACGGCUGUUGGUGUUGAUCUCGGACCUUACAUGCGGCUGCCAGACUAUCCGACCGCCUUUCUUGUCUGGGCGUCCAAGGAUCAGGCCGAAGCUGCCAAGCAUCUCGCCUGUGUCUCAAAAGUCGGCGUGUAUGAGGGCAAAUACAAGGCCGGCAACCUACGGAUCGAAGACGUCGCCGAUGACGAGCCCAUUGACCUCGUUGUCAAGAUCGAUCACGCCCACACCACCGAGCAGGUCCUCGCAGAGUGGGAGGACGAGGGCGCAGAGCAUCAUGCCUCGUCGGUUGCUGCCUGCGGCGACGACAAGAUCGCCAUCACUGUGCCCGGUCGCUACGUCGCAGACUUUGUCACCUGGCUUCGCUCGGAGCCGCACUGCCACUACAUCGAGCGCAAGGCCCGCUACCGGCUCUAGACUCUCUGUCGCUUAAAAGUCGCAGUCCUUUACC